Mesocricetus auratus (golden hamster) is the source of this 933-nucleotide messenger RNA. Its product is annotated as olfactory receptor 8B4. Bases 4 to 933 code for a protein of 309 amino acids. The record is from RefSeq and is a predicted model, not a curated record. NCBI's taxonomy places the organism in Eukaryota, Metazoa, Chordata, Mammalia, Rodentia, Cricetidae. Gene Ontology annotation, cellular component: membrane. The transcript has a single exon. Gene Ontology annotation, molecular function: olfactory receptor activity; G protein-coupled receptor activity; odorant binding. Gene Ontology annotation, biological process: G protein-coupled receptor signaling pathway; sensory perception of smell.
AGAAUGACCCUGAGAAACAGCUCUGUGACUGAGUUUAUCCUUGUGGGAUUUUCAGACCAACCAGCUCUCCAGCUACUCUUCUUCUUCUUCUUCUUCUUAGUCAUCUAUGUGCUCACUGUGGUAGGCAAUUUGGGCUUGAUCACCUUAAUUGGGAUGAAUUCUAGCCUUCAUACCCCAAUGUACUUCUUUCUCUUCAACUUGUCCUUAAUAGAUUUCUGUUAUUCCUGUGUGUUUACCCCCAAAAUGUUGAAUGAUUUUGUCUCAGAAAAUACCAUCUCCUAUGUGGGGUGCAUGAGUCAACUGUUUUUCUUCUGCUUCUUUGUCAAUUCGGAGUGCUAUGUGUUGGUGUCAAUGGCCUAUGAUCGCUAUGUGGCCAUCUGUAACCCUCUGCUGUACACAGUUAUCAUGUCUCCGAAGGUUUGUACUCUGCUGAUGCUUGGUUCAUAUGUGAUAGGGUUUGGUGGGGCCAUGGCCCACACUGGAAGCAUGCUGAGACUUACUUUCUGUGAAUCCAACACAAUCCACCACUAUCUCUGUGAAGUUCUCCCCCUCCUACAGCUCUCCUGCACCAGUACCUAUGCCAAUGAGCUUGUAUUUUUUAUUGUUGUUGGCGUGGUCAUCACAGUAUCCAGUAUCAGCAUCUUUAUCUCUUAUGCUUUGAUUCUCUCCAACAUUCUUAGGAUUCCUUCUGCUGAGGGCAGAUCAAAAGCCUUUGGCACAUGUGGUUCCCAUGUAGUUGCUGUUGCUCUGUUUUUUGGGUCCGGGGCAUUCACCUAUUUAACAAACUCUUUCCCCGGUUCAAUGGAAGAGGGAAGGUUUGCUUCAGUAUUUUAUACCAACCUGGUCCCCAUGCUUAACCCACUGAUCUACAGUUUGAGGAAUAAAGAUGUUAAACUUGCCCUAGAUAAAACCUUGAAGAGAGUGCUCUUCUGA